CGUACACGAAGCGAUGACAUGGACGAGGUCACUGCUCAAAGGAUGCAAACGUUGAAGCGCCUUCUUCCUGGGCUCGAGGCAGGCCAGCUCGUAUCGCGGGCUCCUGCCCUUCUUGGAAGUACCCAGUUGGAAGAGAUCGUGCCGCGGCGGAUGGCGGCCAUGUCGAGCCUACUCCCGGGUGUGGAUGUCCUGAGGCUGGUGAGACAUAGCCCGGCCCUGCUGCUGUACCACGAGGACACCCUGGCGCCGAGAAUAGAGUUCAUCAAACGACUUUUCCCAGAGAGUCCCAGGCUUCUCAGCAGGGCACCACUCCUGCUGACCCACGAUCCGGAGACGUUCCUAAUGCCCAAGAUUCAUCAGCUCGAAUCCCUUUUGCCGGGGAUAGAUGUUCUGAAAGUUGUCAGGACUGAGCCGACGAUUCUGUACUUGGACAUUGGAGGCUUGGUAAAACGACGAUUAGAAAGCCUGUCCGAGCUGUUGCCGGGGCAUGAUGUUAGUGUCUUGGUGCGGAAAGUUCCGCGUCUUCUGACCACUAACGUCUCAAGCCUGGCGCAGAAGAUCAUCCACCGUAGACCUGCUCUGCUCGUUUCCAAGAUUGAGACAACUGUGGCCGCUAAGUUUCAGCAGCUGCAAGACCUUUUCCCCGACGCUAACGUGGUGUCAAUGGUGGAGAGCGACGCCACCGUUCUACUGUACGACUACACAAGCGUCGGUGUGAAGGUGGACUGCUGGCGAGAACGCGUCUCCAACGCAACGGAGCUCAACCAGCUGAUACAAGACUACCCCUUGCUGCUGUCGUAUAGCCUCGAUACCUCCGUGUCCCGCCUGGACUUCCUUAUAGAGACGACCGGAGUGAAGCCUCGCCCUGCAACAAUGCGGACCACGGUCCGAAUGGCCAAGAGGGAUUGGCUGGCUGUUCAUGGCGCCAAGUACAGAAAGUUUUUGGAGCGCAAGGUGGAAGGGCCGUCGGUACUUCGACUGUGGCCCGGGCUGUACUUCGACAGUGACACGGGAAGCGGCAACGGGUCUGGCGGAAGACUCCUGAAAGGGGAAGGCAUGUCGGCAAAGCUACAGGAUGACGGGUCCGUGGAGGUCUCGAGCGCCGCAGAGAUGAAGGAGGCAAGCGCCUACAUUAAGUCCCUGGAACGAAAGUACGGGAAGAUCAUCAAGGAAACCCAACUUCGGUUCACUCCGGCCGUCAGACGAGGGAAGUUAGGCGAUAAUCCGUCGGAGGUGGAUAUGAUCCUCUACGACAUCAAGUCCUUCGAUCAGCAGGUUCGCAAGCUAGCGACGGGGUAUCGCCUCAAGAGAUUCAAGGAGCUACUACCAGGACUUGACACGGAAACGCUCUUCACCGAGUACCCGAACGUCCUGCUCAUGGACCUUAAGAAGGUGGAGGACAAGGUCGAGGAACUGCGCGAAUUGCUGCCAGGGGAACGCGUCGCUGGUGUGGUGUCCGUUGCCCCCGAUCUUCUUCUCAAUGAUGUGCAGACCUGCUUGCGACCUCGCAUGACCCGACUUGUGGCGGCGCUUACCACGGUGAAACAGUUCCAAGGCGUGCUAGAUGCCGAUAAGGUGAGGGCUAUGGUGGUGACCUGCCCGCAGCUGCUUCUCAGCGACGUCCGGAAUGUCGUGGUACCAUCCCUGCAGUAUAUGCUGCAAAGCACCUCCGACCAUGACGAGCUUGCGACGAGGCUGUUCAGGGACCCAAGCCUCCUCGUUGUUGGGGUUGGUCCAUUAGCGCGCCUACAGUACACCCUGGAGCAACACCGACACGGUACCGCCUCCAUCGCCAUGGGAAACCUUGGCGCCUACGUCGGUCCAGAGGCUGCCUUAACAGCAAGCCACCAUCCGACUCCAUGGGUCGGCUCUGGCAGCGGGAAGGCUGCUACCGGAGGAACGAAGCGCACGAGAAGCCCUAGCAAGAAGAACGAUGCGUCGUCGGAUGUGUAUCUGAGAGAGGACCAGUCACGGCUGCUGCCGCCAGUCAUUGUGCCUCAGGUUCUUAAGUGCCAAAUGCGGGACUUCAUCACCCGCAACCCAGAGUACGUCUCGUUCUUGGCGCAACGGCAAGGCUUAGAUGUGUCGAGCAUUUCACACAGUCCCGAAGGGGAUGACCAGUCGGUGGCAUUUUGGGAGCGAGCGGUGGGAGGUCGCCUGUCGGAGAUGUUCAGGCCCGUGGACUCCCCGUACGCGCGAGAGAUGAGGGAGGCUCGGGUGAAUGGAAAGGGGCCGGAUGGGCAAAAGGCCCCCCCGUUGAGCGAGCUUGAUAUGUUAGUAGGCGACGUGCUGCACUUCAACGACAGGAUGACCGUGCUUGCGUCAAAAAUUCAAAAGAAGAUGCCGCAAACCGUCGACGUUGGCGAAGAAGCGAACAAGCUCGCCGAAGAUGUGAGGUGGGGCAGCAGACAAAUCAAAAGACUCCUGGGUUUGGGCUCAUGGACCGAACAAGGUGUUGCGACACCGCACUCUGAGGUGCAGGUUGCGGAAAUUCCUUCGCAAAACGCGAACGAUGCGCCCGAAAACGUUUGCGAUCCAGUGUCGACCUUCCCACAAGGGAAGCAGCGAGGGAAGAAACGACAGUGGGUCUCAGACACCUUCCAAAGUUUUAUGGGGUCUGUUGGAGGAAGUGCAGCUGGUGGCGUCGACGCGGUUAAGGUUGCUACAGCCGUGGAGGUGUCUGUCAAGGAUGGGGGCAACCGAGAAACCGCACAGGAGUUGGAGAGGCUGCUGGGGGAGGUUAGUAGCAACGAAGGCCGCUUGGACAACCUGCUGGACUUGUCGUCGUCGAUUCCAGGCAAUACUGACGAUUGGUCUCCUCCUGCGGAAGACGGUGGAGGAGUCUCGGAAACCACCGGUACCGCCAUAGACGGUAGCUCUGCAGAGACACAAUGGUGACGUCUUGGUUUCUGGACGUUGGGGACAGAAACAAUAGUGACAACUUCCAGGCCACGUGUGAUUGCUUAGAGCAUGUGUAUGUAUCAAGAUGUGAAUGUAUCGAGCAGGCGUACGUGAUUCGUCUGCUGGCGCUUGUCGGAGGUUGACUGUGUAGUCCGACCGACCGUGAAAUUCUCCUUGUAAAUAGAUGACAUGUUGAUGUGGUACGUUGCUAAUCUGUGAAUCUAUGAAACGGGAUGCCGUUGCCGUAUUGUGAAGAGCUACAGAUUGGUGUAACCAGACGGUGUGGUUUGCGAUUUCGACUGUGUGUGGACACAACGGGUUUUCGUUCUUGCUUGAUUCCUGGUUGCGUGUUGUAUACUGUAAAGUUGUAGUGUUGCGCU
This is a messenger RNA of Ectocarpus siliculosus, 3281 nucleotides long. NCBI's taxonomy places the organism in Eukaryota, Phaeophyceae, Ectocarpales, Ectocarpaceae. The record is from the annotation of a GenBank genome assembly.